GUCAGCUCAAAUCCAGAAUCUUAUUUCAAGAGAACUCUAAAAUAUAAUAUGAGGACCAUAGUCUCCCUAAAGGCAUGCAGCAAUGGGAGCGAAUCGUAAGCCCUCGAAACAGGGUUCGUUGCGGGCAAAGUCCCUCUCGGCCUCACGACCACGACCACCACGGGCAGCCCUAUCUCAGAAUCUCUCCUCCAAGGCUACAAGGACGGUGAUCCGAAAACAUCAUGUCCUACAGAAGCAGCUUUCCGCAGCUCGUGCGUCAUCCGACCAAGAAACCAUACAGCGAAUCGAAACCGAAAUCCGGGAGACUGGUGGCUUGACGGCCUACCAGAACGCGAGCCUCGUGGGGCAAAGCAACCCUCGUGGAGGCGAUAGCUCCAAACUGUUACUCGAGUGGCUAGAAGCCGACCUGUCACGAAUCGGCAAAUCUGGAAAACGGUUGCGGCUCCUUGAAGUUGGCGCGAUCCAUCCGCGAAAUGCCAUCACUGUCCAGUCGGCCAUUGAAGCCACCAGGAUUGACUUACGGAGCUCUCACCCAGACAUUGAGCAACAGGACUUCAUGGACAGGCCAGUGCCCCGAAGCGAGGACCAGAAGUUCGAUAUCCUCAGUUUAAGCCUGGUCCUUAACUAUAGUGGGACGCCCGCAUCGCGAGGGUUGAUGUUGGCCCGAUGUGCGCAGUUUCUACGCGAAGAUUCUAGCCAAUUGAGCGGACAAAGUCUCAAGAAUACCACGGUCUUAAUCCCGGCCCUCUUCCUCGUCCUUCCGCUACCCUGUGUGACUAAUAGCCGAUAUCUUACGCUCGAUCACCUCCAGGAUAUCAUGAAGGCUCUGGGCUUUGCGAUGACGAAGUGCAAGCAAACGCAGAAGCUGUCAUACACACUAUGGCAAUAUCACCAUCAUGGAACACGAAUAGAGAGCAAUACCGAUGAGGGAGGCCGUCUAGGCGUCAGAUCUCGACGAUUUUCGAAGCAGGAAUUGAAUCCAGGUGUCGGACGAAACAACUUCUGCGUCGUCUUGGAGUGACACAGUCAUUCCAGGCAAGGUGUCAAGAUCUAAACAUUAUAUGGCCAAGGUAUUAUAUACUAAAGCUACAAUCUUGCCAACCCAGGGAGUCCGCAACGCUUCCGGCAAUGCUCUAUUAAAUGUCAAUGAUGCGCAAACAUUCCAGCAGGUGGGUAUCAGAUUCC
This is a messenger RNA of Eremomyces bilateralis CBS 781.70, 1185 nucleotides long. RefSeq lists its product as uncharacterized. The record is from RefSeq and is a predicted model, not a curated record. The transcript has a single exon. Gene Ontology annotation, cellular component: nucleolus. Gene Ontology annotation, molecular function: rRNA (adenine) methyltransferase activity. The coding region runs from base 83 to 1021 and encodes 312 amino acids. NCBI's taxonomy places the organism in Eukaryota, Fungi, Ascomycota, Dothideomycetes, Eremomycetales, Eremomycetaceae.